Emiliania huxleyi CCMP1516 is the source of this 615-nucleotide messenger RNA. RefSeq lists its product as hypothetical. The coding region runs from base 1 to 615 and encodes 204 amino acids. Lineage: Eukaryota; Haptophyta; Isochrysidales; Noelaerhabdaceae. The record is from RefSeq and is a predicted model, not a curated record. The transcript has 2 exons.
AUGACAACGCUGCGGCGCGGCAGGCUCCUCACCGCCCAGCCCGUUGAGGCCGGCGCGCCCCUCCUCGUCCUGCCGCCAUCGGCGCUCAUCACCUCGGAGCAUCCUCGGCACGCAGCCGGGCUCGCCUUUGUUGCGAGGGAGUUCCCCGAGCUCGACACACCUCCCUUCAUGCUCGCACUCGCCUUGCUCCUCGAGGACGCGCGCGCCUCCGCCACCGCAGCAGCGCCAGCGGGUGGGCCGCCUCCGCCGCUAGUGCGGCAGCUGCCGACGGAGGAAGAGCUGUCCCACCUGCCGGUGAUGCUGUCGGCGGCACGCCUCGCCGAGCUGAGAGGCACCGACGCGCACGGCCUCGCCGAGAGCUUGCGGUCCGAGGUGGAGGAGACGCACCGCCACGUCCGGCGGAUCGCGCGGCGGCGCGGCUCGCCCUUCAACGGCACCGCUCCGGCGCUGCCUCGCUGGCGGUGGGCGCUCUCGGUCGCCUGGCGGUGCGCCGUGACGCGCCCACCGCUCGCCGGCGAGCGGCGGCGAGAGUCGAGGGCGGCGCUACGCGGCGGCGGCCGUGCGCAGUGGGCGACGGCGGAGGAGUUGCAGUCGCAACGGCACACUCGACUCUAG